AUGAACCAAAAGAAGCAGCUAUCCAGAGGCCCGCGGAACUUAGACAUCGCAACCCUGAAGGAGGUGUUGCAACUGGUGGAAUAUCAUAUCCACGAAGGUGCAGUGCUCGUGUUCUGCGGUUUGCUCCGCUUUGACGAUCUAAGCCACAUGCUGGUGUAUACCGACCUGCUCCACAUCUACAGAGAUCACAUGGAGAUCUUUUUAUUCAAAAGCAAGACCGACCAGCACUGCAAGGGUGCCUUUGUGACCAUCGGCAGAAUCGGCGGGCCGUGCUGCCCGGUGCUUCUUUUGGAGCAGCUGCUGGAAGCAGGUCACUACCAGCGGACACCAUGCACGUCGGUGUGGCGCGAUGGGGUUGAAGCCGAUGCGGAGGAUGUCGGCCCAUUGCUGCACACUGUCAAAGUCCGGCGCAACUGCCUAGAGGAGGUCGUGGCGGCACUCCCGUCUACGGUCGAGGCUAUGCCUUAUUACAAGUUCCACGACACACUCUGGACGUUAUGCGUGGAGGCAGCCGAGCUGAAGUUCAGGACUAGCCUCGGGACACCCCAACUCAUCGAGGCCACAGCUGCUAAUGGUGCAGACGCUGAUGCAGAUUGCGGGGGAGGCGGCGCCUGCGGUUGUUGA
Messenger RNA from Volvox carteri f. nagariensis, 624 nucleotides. RefSeq lists its product as uncharacterized. The transcript is spliced from 4 exons. The coding region runs from base 1 to 624 and encodes 207 amino acids. The record is from RefSeq and is a predicted model, not a curated record. Lineage: Eukaryota; Viridiplantae; Chlorophyta; Chlorophyceae; Chlamydomonadales; Volvocaceae.